Molecule: messenger RNA, 1422 nt
Organism: Talaromyces rugulosus
Lineage: Eukaryota; Fungi; Ascomycota; Eurotiomycetes; Eurotiales; Trichocomaceae
Exons: 3
Coding region: 1-1422 (473 amino acids)
Source: RefSeq, a predicted model, not a curated record
AUGCGCGCAAACACAAUGGCAAGCCGCCUUGCGGCCAUCGUUGGUCUCGUCGCCAUCGCUGAAGCUGCCCACAGCCACGGCCAUCUCCACCACCGGAGACACCCCGACACCGAAAAGCAGACGGAAAAGCGCGGUGGACAAUGCGAGUUCCCAUCCGACGCUGGCUUGGUUGCUGUCACUCCCGACGAGCAGAACGCUGGAUGGGCCAUGAGCCCCAACCAGCUCUGUGAGCCUGGAAGCUACUGCCCUUACGCGUGCCCUCCUGGACAGGUCUCGAUGCAGUGGAACCCUAAAGCCACCUCCUACACCUAUCCCCUUUCUAUGGAUGGUGGACUUUACUGUGACGAGAGCGGCACCAUCCAAAAACCUUUCCCCGAGAAGCCAUACUGUGCGGACGGAACUGGCGCUGUGAACGCCGUCAACAAGGCCGGAAAGCCCCUGUCCUUCUGCCAGACCGUUCUCCCUGGAAACGAAGCAAUGCUUAUCCCGACUCUUGUUGAGGAAACUGCCACUCUUGCCGUUCCCGACCCCUCCUAUUGGUGCUCAACUGCUGCGCACUUCUACAUCAACCCUCCCGGAACUGGUGAUGAAGGCUGCAUUUGGGGCACAAGCGACAACCCAAUCGGAAACUGGGCCUACUUUGUCGCCGGUGCCAACACUGACUCGGACGGAAAUACCUUUGUCAAAAUCGGCUACAACCCUGUUGUGCAAGAACCCGCCACGCCUUUCCGUGACACUCCGGCUACUUAUGGUGUUGAAAUCACUUGCGAAGAUGAUGCUGGCUGCAACGGUCUCCCCUGCAAAAUCGAUCCUUCGUCCGACGGCUUGAACGAAGUCACCUCUAACGAAUCGGCUGACGGAGCUGGUGGUGGCGCUUUCUGCGUGGUCACUGUCCCCAAGGGCCAGACGGCAAACAUCAACGUCUUCGAGGCCGGAGAUAGCUCUGCUCCAGCCCCAAGUGGCCCUGCUUCGACCACCUCGCCAGCAACCUCGAGCGCUCCCCCGACUACUACAUCCACCAGCACUACGAGCACGUCCACUACCCCAACAACUACCAGCACCAGUACUACCCCUACCACCACAACCACCACAACCACCAGCACUACUCCCACCACUACAUCUACUACCCCAACAACUACCACCACCAAAACCUCGACCAGCAAGCACGUGAGCACCACUAGUCCUUCGUCAACCAAGACCACCCCAUCGUCUACCCCUGCAUCUCGCACCCCUUCGGGAACCUACAGCUAUGCGCCUCACGUCUUCAUUGAAACCGGCUCUGGAAGUGCUGGGUCGCCUACCGGUUCUUCGGGAGCAUCGGCCGCCUCGGCCACUACCUCUGGAGCAGCUGCGCCCAUGUCUACCGGCUCCGUUGCCGGUCUUGCCUUGGGCCUGUUCGCCGGUGUCAUGAUGCAACUCUAG